This is a messenger RNA of Sus scrofa (pig), 2906 nucleotides long. RefSeq names its product SEC14 like lipid binding 1 (gene SEC14L1). The record is from RefSeq and is a predicted model, not a curated record. Gene Ontology annotation, cellular component: cytoplasm; cytosol. Gene Ontology annotation, molecular function: RIG-I binding. Gene Ontology annotation, biological process: negative regulation of RIG-I signaling pathway. NCBI's taxonomy places the organism in Eukaryota, Metazoa, Chordata, Mammalia, Artiodactyla, Suidae.
GCCCCGCCCUCCCCGUCACCCGUAACAACCACUCGAGCCUCCCUGGGCCCCUCCCGCUCCCGCCCCCCCCCGGCCCACUCCCCGGAACCGGCGGCAGAGCUGCGGCCGCCGGCAGUGGAGCGGCGACGGAACCGCGGAGCCGCCGGCAUGAGCGCCAUCCGCCGCCCCGCGUCCCCGGCUCGGUCUUUCUGACAAGAGGUGUGAGAGGAUUGCUGUUUUAUUGCAAUCAUGGUGCAAAAGUACCAGUCACCGGUGAGGGUGUAUAAACACCCCUUUGAACUAAUUAUGGCUGCCUAUGAGAGGAGGUUCCCCACGUGUCCCUUGAUCCCCAUGUUUGUGGACAGCGACACUGUGAAUGAAUUCAGGAGCGAAGACGGGGCCAUUCACGUCAUAGAAAGGCGCUGCAAGCUGGAUAUAGAUGCGCCCAGACUCCUGAAGAAGAUCGCAGGAGUUGAUUAUGUUUAUUUUGUCCAGAAAAACUCACUGAAUUCUCGGGAACGCACUUUGCACAUUGAGGCCCAUAAUGAGACGUUUUCCAACCGGGUCAUCAUCAACGAGCACUGCUGCUACAGCGUCCACCCCGAAAAUGAAGACUGGACCUGUUUUGAACAGUCUGCAAGUUUAGAUAUUAAAUCUUUCUUUGGUUUUGAAAGUACAGUGGAAAAAAUUGCAAUGAAACAAUAUACCAGCAACAUUAAAAAAGGGAAGGAGAUCAUCGAGUACUACCUGCGGCAGCUGGAGGAGGAGGGCAUCACCUUCGUGCCACGCUGGACUCCGCCGGCCCUGGCGCCCUCCUCGGACGCCGCCGCCUCGUCCUGCAAGAAGCAGGCGGCCUCGUCGGCUGGUGUGGACGCAGAGCCCGCGCUCAAGGACGGGCUGAGCGGCGAGCCCCUCAGCAACCCCAGCGGGGCCCCCGAGCCCGUGGCGGGGCCCCCCGACGACAAACUGGACGCUGACUACAUCAAGAGGUACCUGGGUGACCUGACGCCGCUCCAGGAGAGCUGCCUGAUCCGGCUUCGCCAGUGGCUCCGAACCCACAAGGGCAAGAUCCCCAAAGACGAGCACAUUCUUCGGUUCCUCCGCGCCCGCGACUUCAACAUCGAUAAAGCCAGAGAGGUCCUGUGCCAGUCGCUGACCUGGCGCAAGCAGCACCAGGUGGAUUACAUCCUCGACUCCUGGCACGCGCCCCAGGUGCUGCAGGACUACUACGCGGGAGGCUGGCACCACCACGACAAAGACGGGCGGCCGCUCUACGUGCUCAGGCUGGGCCAGAUGGACACCAAGGGCUUGGUGCGUGCGCUCGGGGAGGAGGCCCUGCUGCGAUACGUUCUGUCCGUGAACGAAGAGGGGCUCAGGCGAUGCGAGGACAACACCAAGGUCUUCGGCCGGCCGAUCAGCUCCUGGACCUGCCUGGUGGACCUGGAGGGGCUGAACAUGCGGCACCUGUGGCGGCCGGGCGUGAAGGCGCUGCUGCGCAUCAUCGAGGUGGUGGAGGCCAACUACCCCGAGACGCUGGGCCGCCUGCUGAUCCUGCGCGCCCCCAGGGUGUUCCCCGUGCUCUGGACGCUGGUUAGCCCAUUCAUCGAUGACAACACCCGGAGGAAAUUCCUCAUUUAUGCGGGAAAUGACUACCAGGGGCCCGGAGGCCUGCUGGAUUACAUCGACAAGGAGAUCAUCCCCGACUUCCUGAGCGGGGAGUGCAUGUGUGAAGUGCCCGAGGGGGGCCUGGUGCCCAAGUCUCUGUACAGGACGGCGGAGGAGCUGGAGAACGAAGACCUCAAGCUCUGGACCGAGACCAUCUACCAGUCGGCCAGCGUUUUCAAAGGGGCCCCGCACGAGAUUCUCAUUCAGAUUGUGGACGCCUCUUCUGUGAUCACCUGGGAUUUUGACGUGUGCAAAGGGGACAUUGUCUUCAACAUCUAUCACUCCAAGAGGGCGCCACAGCCGCAGAAGGACGUGCUGGGCGCGCACAGCGUGACCUCCCCGGGCGGGAACAACGUGCAGCUCAUCGACCGCGCGUGGCAGCUGGGCCGGGACUACAGCAUGGUGGAGUCGUCGCUGACCUGCCGGGAAGGGGAGAGCGUGCAGGGCUCCCAUGUGACGCGGUGGCCGGGCUUCUACAUCCUGCAGUGGAAGUUCCACAGCAUGCCCGCAUGUGCCGCCACCAGCCUGCCCCGCGUGGACGACGUGCUGGCCUCCCUGCAGGUCUCCUCUCACAAGUGCAAGGUCAUGUACUACACCGAGGUGAUCGUCGAGGACUUCAGAGGCUCCAUGACCAGCCUGGAGUCCAGCCACAGCGGGUUCUCCCAGCUCAGUGCUGCCACCACCUCGUCCAGCCAGUCCCACUCCAGCUCCAUGAUCUCCAGAUGGCGAUUUUGCUGACAGCUGCCAAGAAAACGCUCCACCCCGACAGCCCACCUCAGCCCAGGGAAGUUUGUAGAACUAUGUGAAUGGCAGCCACCCCUCCCCCAAUCUGAAGAGCGGUUCUUUUUAAGUUGACCCAGAAGUGGCUCUGUUUUGUCCCCAAAGAGUUGAAUCCGCCUCUAAGAGUUCAAAGCACACCCCGCAGAGCUGCUCACGGGGCUCACUCUCCGGUCACAUGCACCCCGUCCUCCUGGGCGGGCCGGGGCAGAGGGACCUCCGCUCGCACUGGACCGGGUCCCCUCCGUGCCCUGCACUCUUUCGAAAUGCUGCUGGACGUCCCCUUCGCCAGCACUAAUGAUUCUCUCGGUUCCCCGUCUAUGACCAGUGUCUUAAAUCACUUUCUUUCCUAACGUCAUGAUUUACGUAUCAAAUUCUGUAAAUGUUUUGUAAACAUAUUACCUCACUCUUGGUAAUACAAUACUGAUAGUCUUUAAAAGAUUUUUUAUUGUUAUCAAUAAUAAAUGUGAACUGUUUAAAAAACA